GGCGGGAUGGGGCCCCUUUCCCCGAGAACUGGGAGAGGCCUCGGCCUACCUGCAAAGUGGGAUUGUGAGCCUCGGGUCGUCCGGAAGAGCGGUAGGAAGGACGGAGGCGGGGUCCCUCUGUCCUCUGCAACGCCGCCUUCUCCCGGCGUUUCUAUCUGCAAAACAAACCAACGUCCAGCGGCUCCGUGAGAUGCCCAUCGUUGCUCCCAUUUUAUGGAUGAAGACACCGAGUCUUAGAGGAAUUACGUGAGUGGUACCCCUCCUGGGUGUGCUGAGUAACUGGGACUCGCCCCGCUGCCUCCCGCCCCCCAGGCCUAGGUCCCCCGGCCCCGUCCCCAGGCUCAGUUGUGGGCACGGCCUCCUCCCUCAGAAAGCCACUCCGUGGGAUCGGGUUUCCCAGGCAGGCGUUCCGCUGGGCUCCAGGCUCCAGCACAGCGGGGCGCACGGACACGGGCCCGCCCCACUUCCCGAACUCCAGGGGUUAAGGCCCGGGUCCCGCCCCUUUUCCCGCCCGGCCGGCGGGAGUAUGAAUAGCCUCGUUCCCACUCCCGACGUUCAGUCGCUCGGCUGCUCCUCGCCCCGCCCCGUCAUUGUCCCCGCCGGUCUCCUUUUCCCUCCCCGUCCGUCCUGAGAGCUUUGAGAGUUGCUGGCUUCUCCCGCUGCCCCGCGUCUUUCCACCUUCGGUGGGUCAGACUUGCGAGCAAGAUGGAGGGCUGCCUGGGGGAGGAAUCUUUUCAGAUGUGGGAGCUCAACCGGCGCCUGGAGGCCUACCUGGCGCGGGUGAAGGCCCUAGAGGAGCAGAACGAGCUGCUCGGCGCGGAGCUCGGGGGCCUCCGGGCACAGACCGGGGACGCUUCCUGGCGCGCCCGCGCGGACGACGAGCUGGCGGCCCUGCGGGCCCUCGUCGACCAGCGCUGGCGGGAGAAGCACGCGGCCGAGGUGGCGCGCGACAACCUUGCGGAAGAGGUGGAGGGCGUGGCAGGCCAGUGCCAGCAGCAGCGACUGGCGCGGGAGCGGGCGGCGGCGGAGGCGGCCCGCAUCCGGCGUGCGGCCGAGGCCGAGAAGUGCGCCCAGGCCCGGCUGAGCUCCCGGGCGGCGGAGCUGGAGCGCGAGCUGGAGGGCGUAUGCGCGGCGCACGAGGAGGAGCGGGCCGUCCUGAGCGCCCGGCCCCGCAGGCCCGUGACUUUUCCAACUUUGUCUAGAAUAGGGUGGGGAUGGCGGGGUUCAGAGCCCUGUCAAAGCACACCCCUGGCCGGCCGGGGUGGACAAGCGCACCACCGUCGCAGCCUCAACACUGUCGUCGGGGCCCCCGGGCUUCUCCCUGGGCUCUGCUGCGGCUCAGAAGAUGCGCAGGUCACCACUCCCGGCCCCCAGCCCAGCCCCCACCCGCCGCACCGAGUCUGCCCCGUUCCUAACUGCCCUCCUCCCCGACAGGAGGGGGUCAGGGGCCCUCGAUGUGCGGCCACCAGCCCUACUCCCAUGUCACGGCUUCUCAGCUCCCUCCAGCACAUUCCAGAGGCCGGGACAGCUGCUCGCCCUCACACUGCGCAGAUGGGACCAGCAGCUGAGAAAAUAGCCUCCCGCCUGGGCCAGACCGAGCUGACCGUGGACGCUCUGGAGCAGGAGAGGCAGGGCCUGCAGAGCCAGAUUGCCCAGGUCCUGGAAGGUCGGCAGCAGCUGGCACACCUCAAGAUGUCCCUCAGCCUGGAGGUGGCCACCUACAGGACCCUCCUAGAGGCUGAGAACUCCCGGCUGCAGAGCCCCGGCAGUGGUUCCAAGGCUUCCUUCAGCUUCCAGGACCCUAAGCUGGAGCUGCAUUUCCCUGGGACCCCAGAGGGCCGGCAUCUGGGACCUUUACGCUCUGCCCUGAGCCCUACUUCCCUCUCCUUGCCUUUGCCUGAUGCCCUUGAGACACCUGUGCUAGGCUUUCUGAAGAGCCAAGAAUUCCUCCAGGCCCGUACCCCAACCUUGGCCAGCACCCCCAUCCCGCCCACACUUCUGGCUCCCUGUGCUGUUACAGAUGCAGAGAUCAGAGCCCAGGAUGCCCCCCUCUCCCUGCUCCAGCCACAGAUCAGGAGGCAGCAGGCUCCAGAGGCCAUGCAGGCUAAAGCCGCAGUGGCCAUCCCUUCCAGUGUCCUGCCAGGACCAGAGGAGCCGGGGGGUAAGCAGCAAGGGGCCAGUACUGGCCAGUCCCCUGAGGAUCGUACCUCCUUGGCCCCACCCCUCAGCCAUGACCCCUGUAGUUUAGAGGCCAAAGGGAGAGAACCCAGUGGGUCUAGAAUGGCCAGCAGAUUCCAGGAGGAAGGUGAAGGGCAAAUCUGGGGGCUGGCAGAGAAAGAAACAGCCAUAGAGGUCAAAAUGGUGAACAGUUUGCAGCAGGAAACACGGCAAGAAGAUGGGGGUCUGAACAUGAAGGAAAUCCAGGAUUCCCAGGGUCCUUUGGAAAAAGAAACUCUGAAGUCUGUGGAGGAGGAAAUUCAAGAGCCACUGAUGUCUCUGGAAAAACAGAGCCAUGAGACACUGAGAUCUCUAGAGAAGGAGAAUCCAGAAUCUCUGCUGUCUUUAGAAGAAGAGAGGUUAGAUACAUCAAAAGGUCUAGAAAAGGAGAAUCAAGAGCUAUUGGCAUCUUUAGAAGAGAAGGAUGCAGAAGUAGUGAGACCUCUAGAAAACAAGACUCUAGGACUACUCAAGCCUGUAGGGAAAGAGGACCCACAGACAGUGCAAUCUCUAGAAAAGGAGAAUCAAGAACUAAUGAGGUCUCUUGAAGGUAAUCUAGAGACAUCUUUGUAUCCAGAAAAGGAAAAUCAAGAGUUAGUACGGUCUCUAGAAGAGAACUUUGAGUCAAUGAGAGAUUUAGAAAAGGAGAAUCAAGAGCCACUGAGGUCUCUGGAAGAUGACAAUCUAGAGAAAUUGAGACUACUAGAAAAAGAGAACCAAGAGUGUCUACACCCUCCAGAAGAUGAGAAGCAUAAGACCUUGAGACCUCUAGAAAAAGAGAACGAGGAACCACUGAAGUCUCUAGGAGAAGAAGACCAAGAGACAUUGAGGUCUCUAGAAAAAGAGAACCAGGAGCCAGUGAAGUCUCUAGAAGAUGAGAACCAGGAGACAUUGGGAUCUUUAGAAAAAGAGAACCAGAGGUCCUUGAAGUCUCUAGAAGAAGAGGACCAGGAGCCAGUGAGGUCUCUAGAAGAAGACCAGGAGACAUCAAGGUCUCUAGAAAAAGAGAACCAGGAGACAUUGGGAUCUUUAGAAAAAGAGAACCAGAGGUCCUUGAAGUCUCUAGAAGAAGAGGACCAGGAGCCAGUGAGGUCUCUAGAAGAAGACCAGGAGACAUCAAGGUCUCUAGAAAAAGAGAACCAGGAGACAUUGGGAUCUUUAGAAAAAGAGAACCAGAGGUCCUUGAAGUCUCUAGAAGAAGAGGACCAGGAGCCAGUGAGGUCUCUAGAAGAAGACCAGGAGACAUCAAGGUCUCUAGAAAAAGAGAACCAGGAGACAUUGGGAUCUUUAGAAAAAGAGAACCAGAGGUCCUUGAAGUCUCUAGAAGAAGAGGACCAGGAGCCAGUGAGGUCUCUAGAAGAAGACCAGGAGACAUCAAGGUCUCUAGAAAAAGAGAACCAGGAGACAUUGGGAUCUUUAGAAAAAGAGAACCAGAGGUCCUUGAAGUCUCUAGAAGAAGAGGACCAGGAGCCAGUGAGGUCUCUAGAAGAAGACCAGGAGACAUCAAGGUUUCUAGAAAAAGAGAACCAGGAGCCAGUGAAGUCUCUAGAAGACGAGAAUCAGGAGACAUUGGGAUCUCAAGAAAAAGAGAACCAGGAGCCAGUGAAGUCUCUAGAAGAUGAGAAUCAGGAGACAUUGGGAUCUCUAGAAAAAGAGAACCAGAGGUCCUUGAGGUCUCUAGAAGAAAAGGACCAGGAGACAAUGAGACCUCUAGUAGAAGAGAACCAGGAGCCAGUGGGGUCUCUAGUAGAAGAAGACCAGGCAACACUGAGACUUCUAGAAAAAGAGAACCGGGAGCCAGUGAAGUUUCUAGGAGAUGAAAACCAGGAGACAUUGAGAUCUCAAGAAAAAGAGAACCAGGAGCCAGUGGAGUCCGUCGUAGAAGACCAGGCAAUAUUGAGACCUCUAGAAAAGGUGAAACCAGAGCCACAAAUGUCUCUUGGAAAAGACCAGAAGAUAGUUAGACCUCUUGAAAAUGAGAAUCAACAGUUAUCAAGGCUCCUAAAAGAAGAGAGUGUAGAGGCAAUGAGAUCUUCAGAAACAGAGGAUCUAGAACCACUAAAGCCUGCAAGAGAAGACUUGGGAAUAUUGAAAUCUCUAGAAACUCAGGAGCCACUGUGGUCUCCAGAAGAAAUCAAUCAGGAGACAAUGAAACCUCUACAGAAGGAAGCCCAAGAACCGCUGGAGUCUGUGGAACAUGACCAAGAGACACUGAGGCCUCUAGAAAAGGAGAAUCAGGAAUCACUGAGAUCUCUGGGCGGGUGGAACCUAGAGAAUCUGAGACCUCCAGAAGAGCUAGCUCAGGAAAGUCAAGGGUACCUGACCAAGGAAGAGACCCCCCAGCAGAAGGAGAAUCCAGAGUCGCCAAGGCCUUUGAAAGAGGAAGGACAGGAGUUGCCACCGUCUGCCGACCACCAGAGGUGGGAAGAUAUGGUGGGGGACCGAGAACUGGAUCAGGAUUUGCCCCCUGGCAGGGUGGCAGCGGGACAGGAGGCUGAGGCAAAGCUGGACGGGAUAGAGUGGGGUGGCGUCGCCGGGAAGGAGUCUGUGGGGCAUGGACAGGGGCUGCUGGCGGCCGCCGGGGAUGUCUGGAGCACAGGCGAGGGGCACCCAGGGAGCCCUGAGCCCAAGAAGCAGAGGGACCCAGUUGAGGGAGCCAGUGGGGAGGGAGGCACUGAGGGUUUCCGGGACCCCGAAGGGCAGCCAGAACAAGUGGGGGUGCCAGGCCUCCAAGCUCCACAGGGAGUGUCAGAGGCCAGAGAGCCGGUGUUGGAAGGUGGAGACGAGUCCCCAGGGGGUGGCCAGGCCUCCCCAGAGGUCACUUUGGGUUUAGAGACAGCUGUGGGCGAGUCUGGUGUGGGAAGCCGGCGGGGCCGAGAGCAGGAGAUGGUAGGGUUGGAAGACCCAAGCCGCCCCGCCAGAGAGGAGGGGGUGGCGCCACCCAUGGGCGAGGAACGUUUGGAGGCAGAGAGGAUGCAGGGCUUGGAAGGGCCCAGAGAGGACCCAGAGGACACAGCUGCUCUGGACCCAGACCUUUCCACCCUGUCCAGGAAGAGCAUAGCCCCCCCGGAGCCUCUCAGGGGCUGGGAGGAGGCAGAGCCUGAGGCCCCCUGGGGGGCAGAGGCCAGGCUUCCUGCUGAGACCAAGUGCCCCUCUCAGAGUGGAAGCAGCAGGGGUACCCCUCAGCCCAGGCCCCUGGGGUCAGAGGAAGCAGGGGAAGAAGCAGAGCUAGCAAGGGCGGCCCCCAGCCCAAGGCCCCCUGAGCCCCGGGCACCCACCCCCAACCCUGGAGAUGCCCCUGGCCUCCAGUUCCUGGCUGAGGGGAGCCAGGAGGCUGGCUGGGGCCUGGAGGGCAGAGCGCAGGCUCUGGGAAGGGUGGAGAGGGAGCGGGAGGAGUUGGGUUCUGAGGGGAGCCCUGAGGGUCUCCAGGAGGAGGGGGAGGAGAACAGAGAAGACAGUGAGGCUGACGAGCUUGGGGAGACUCUUCCUGACUCCACGCCCCUGGGCCUCUAUCUCCGGUCCCCGGCCUCCCCCAGGGGGGACCUGGUUGGAGAGCAGAGGCCCUUCCCUCAAGGGGAGGCCAGAAAGGAAGGCUGGGAUCCUUCUGUCCAGACCUCUGAGGGGGCCUGGCUGGGGGAAGAGGAGGAGGAGGAGGUCGGGAACAAGGAGGAAGAGGAGGAAGGUGGUCAGGACUCUGACUUGUCAGAGGAAUUGGAGGACCUGGAGACCCAGGGUUCUCUCCUGCCUGGGGUCCCCGGGGAGGCUGUGGCACCUGCAGGUCAUGUGCCUCAGCUGCUCCUGGAGCCUGCAGCCUGGGAUGGGGAUGGGGAGUCUGACGGGUUUGCAGAUGAGGAAGAAAGUGGGGAGGAGGGAGAGGAAGACAAAGAGGAAGAAGAUGGGAGGGAGCCGGGGGCCAGCCGGUGGACCCCGGGGUCCUCUGUCAGCACCCUCCUGGCCCUGAGUGGCCCUCAGAGAGGGAACUUCUUGGGGUCUGAGACCACAGAUGUCAGCGUCCCCUGGGAUGACGGCUUGAGGGGCAUGGCAGGCGAUGUCCGCAUGGCUGCCCUGGAGACUGAGUCCCAGGACAGCACGGAGCCCUCGGGCUCGGAUGAGGAGUCUGACCCUGUUCCCUUGGAGAGGGAGGACCAGGUCUCUGACCCUCUGGGAACCCUCAGUGGGGUGGGAGACACGGGUCUGGGAGUAGGGGACACCCUUGGUGUCAAUGGCCAGGGCCCCAGCCUGAAGGAGGAGUUAGAGCGUGUGAGUGGGGGGGUGGUAAACGGGCUGCAGCAGGCUGAGGGAGGAGGGCAGGGGAAACUGGGGGGCCCCGAGGGGGACCAAGGCAGCCCCUUGGAAGAGGAGGAGGAUGAGGGGGGUGCCCUGAAGUCCCCUUGGGCAGGACCUCCUCUUCACCUGGGCGCAGGCCAGUUCCUGAAGUUCACUCCGAGGGAAGGAGAUGUAGACUCCUGGUCCUCAGGGGAGGACUAGAGAGAGCUCCUCCUCCCUCCCUGAGGACUUGGGGGGGGGCGUCCCUAAGCCCCCUCCCUGCUCAGAGGCAGCGCCCUUAAGUUAUGAUCUCUUGACCUGCGGUUUCUGUCCCAGAGGCCUGGCCGGCCAGGGUGAAGCAGGGUGUGGCCUGGCGUUGUGCUGGCAGAACGAGGCUGCGGAACACCACCCAGCCCCUCAGACCCUGCCGCCCUGACCGCUGUAGGACUAGGCCCCUUCCCUUGCACACCCCUGCGCCCCUCCUGUCCUCUGGGAAGGGCUCCUCCCUGGGGGAGAGAGGUGGUGGGCCUCACCACCUGGCUCACCCGCCCUGUCCCCCCUGCUGCCCCCUCUUGGGGUGCCUGGCCAUCGGGUGAGGGGGUGCUCCUGGGUCCCGACCCCCCAUGUUCCUGCCCUGUUGUGUGUGGCUCAUCCCCGCCUGAAUAAAGUCAUCCUUCCGCCUCGGAAGUCUGGCCUCUUCCUUCC
Ailuropoda melanoleuca (giant panda) is the source of this 7188-nucleotide messenger RNA. It is a transcript of the gene NES, whose product is annotated as nestin. The transcript has 6 exons. Gene Ontology annotation, molecular function: CCR5 chemokine receptor binding; intermediate filament binding. Gene Ontology annotation, cellular component: intermediate filament. The record is from RefSeq and is a predicted model, not a curated record. Bases 706 to 6705 code for a protein of 1999 amino acids. Lineage: Eukaryota; Metazoa; Chordata; Mammalia; Carnivora; Ursidae. Gene Ontology annotation, biological process: positive regulation of intermediate filament depolymerization.